Acanthosepion pharaonis is the source of this 468-nucleotide messenger RNA. NCBI's taxonomy places the organism in Eukaryota, Metazoa, Mollusca, Cephalopoda, Sepiida, Sepiidae. The record is from the annotation of a GenBank genome assembly.
AUGAAUUGCUUCUUUCUUUCUUUCUUUCUUUCUUUCUUUCUUUCUCCUCCUGUUAAUCUCUCCUGCUCAUUUCUCUCUCAAUUCAUAUCUAUCCAUCUAUCUAUCUAUCUAAGCCUGCUCAUUUCUCUCUCAAUUCAUAUCUAUCUAUCUAUCUAUCUAAGCCUGCUCAUUCCUCUUUCAAUUCAUAUCUAUCUAUCUCUCUAUCUAUCUAAACCUGCUCAUUUCUCUCUCAAUUCAUAUCUAUCUAUCUAUCUAAGCCUGCUCAUUUCUCUCUCAAUUCAUAUCUAUCUAUCUAUCUAUCUAUCUAAGCCUGCUCAUUUCUCUCUCAAUUCAUAUCUAUCUAUCUAUCUAUCUAUCUAUCUAUCUAAGCCUGCUCAUUUCUCUCUCAAUUCAUAUCUAUCUAUCUAUCUAUCUAAGCCUGCUCAUUUCUCUCUCAAUUCAUAUCUAUCUAUCUAUCUAUCUAUCUAA